Molecule: messenger RNA, 3443 nt
Organism: Pogona vitticeps (central bearded dragon)
Lineage: Eukaryota; Metazoa; Chordata; Lepidosauria; Squamata; Agamidae
Gene: SREBF1
Product: sterol regulatory element binding transcription factor 1
Biological process (GO): regulation of transcription by RNA polymerase II
Cellular component (GO): nucleus
Molecular function (GO): DNA-binding transcription factor activity, RNA polymerase II-specific; protein dimerization activity; RNA polymerase II cis-regulatory region sequence-specific DNA binding
Source: RefSeq, a predicted model, not a curated record
CUACACAUUUCCGAGUUGCACUCUUCCCACAACGGGGUUGUCGAAUCUGGGAUCACGGGAGGUUGGAGGCGCCUAACUAGGUCCAAGCAGUAAGCCUUCCCCUCUCUAGCCGGGGCAGAGGGUCUCCACACAUCUGGAUCCCCUUGGAUGGAUGACCCUUUUGAAGAUAUGCUCCAGUUGAUCACGGCCGAAGACAAUGACUUCCCCGGUCUGUUUGAUUCGUCCUUUGGCACAAACGCUCGUGCAGAACCCAACCCGCACGGACCUAGCUUGUUCAGUGGCUACCUGGGGGCUAGCCAACCCCCUGCCUCCGGCUUCUUCCAGCUUCCAGCGCCGCCGCCAAGCUUCCACCCCCCUCUGGCGGCAAGCCCAACCCCAAUGGAUGUCAAGGAAGAGCCGGUGGCCGCAACAGGCGCCAGCCACCCGACCCAGCUCCCUGCGGCCAGAAUGGCGUCCCCGACUUUCGUUCCGGCCACCAAGGCCCAGUUCGCACCACAGCCUCCAGUGGGCUUCUCCAGCCCGAAAGCUUCCCAACCGGGAGGGCACCAGCCUGCAUCGCCUCCGACGUCCCUCCCUGCUCCGACUCAGCAGACCCAGCCUGCCACCCCUAUGCAGACACCGCUCCAGAGCAUCGCCCCUCAACCGGUGCUGACCACCACUGCCGCUCAGGUCGUCCAUCCGCAGAUACAGCAAGUGCCGGUCCUUCUGCAGCCUCACUUCAUCAAAGCUGACUCGCUGCUUCUAACGGUUUCGGCAGCCAAAACCUCUGGCAUCACCUCUCUGGCCACCACCACGGCGGUCCCGUCAGCCCCUCUCCAGAUGCCCGCUCUGGUGAGCGGGGGUACCAUCCUGGCAACGGUACCACUGGUGGUGGAUACGGACAAGCUGCCCAUCAACCGUCUGACUGCCGGGAAGCCGUUGGUGGGCCAGAAUAAAGGCGAGAAACGCACCGCGCACAACGCCAUUGAGAAGCGGUACCGCUCUUCCAUCAACGACAAGAUUGCAGAGCUGAAGGAUCUGGUGGUGGGGACAGAAGCCAAGCUGAACAAGUCGGCCAUUCUGCGGAAGGUGAUUGACCACAUCCGCUUCCUGAAGCAGGCCAACCAGAAGCUGAAGGCGGAGAACAUGGCCCUCAAAAUGGCUUCUCAGAAGAACACGUCCCUGAAAGACCUGGUGGCCAACGGUGCCGGGAACACGGAGGACACGGCCGAAGGGAUCAAGCUGAUGGACGCCCUGACGCCACCUCCGUCGGAUGCAGGCUCCCCUUCACGCAACAGCCCGCUCUCCCUCAGCGGCACCAGUGGAAGCGACUCGGAGCCAGAAAGCCCCUUCUGUGAGGAGGCAAAGGUGAAGCUAGAGCGGCCGGCACUCUCCCCAAACAGCUUGGGGAUGCUCGACCGUUCCCGCUUGGCGCUGUGUGCGUUUGUCUUUCUCUGCCUCUCUUUCAACCCCCUCUCCUCUUUCCUGGGAGGCUCUGGCUCCGUGGCCCCUUCAGACUUAGCUGGCGCCAGCGGCCCUGGGCGCAGCAUUAAGUCCGAGAAUCAGGCUCAAGAUGCUCCUGUCACUUGGUCUCAGUGGCUUCUCCCGACCAUGGUCUUCUGGCUGAUCAACACGCUGGUCAUUUUCGGCGCCUUCGUCCGGCUCUUUAUUUACGGGGAGCCCAUCACGCGGCUCCACUCCGAGUCUUCCGUCCUCUUCUGGCGACAUCGCAAACAAGCUGACCUGGAUUUGGCACGGGGCGAUUUUGCUCAGGCGUCCCAAAACUUGUGGAUGGCGCUCAAAGCCCUUGGCCGGCCGCUCCCGACGUCCAACUUGGACUUGACCUGCAGUCUCAUAUGGAACCUCAUACGGCACGUGCUCCAGCGCCUCUGGGUGGGCCGGUGGCUAGCCGGGCGAGCUGGUGGGUUCUUCCGUGACCAGGAACUCAAAGCGGACGUGCGCAAGAGUGCCUGCGACGCUGCGCUGGUCUAUCACAAGUUGCACCAGCUGCACAUGACAGGCAAACACGUGGCGGGACACUUGUCUGCCAUCAACAUGGCCCUCAGUGCUGUCAAUCUGGCAGAGUGUGCGGGCGACACCAUCUCUGUGGCCACCCUGGCCGAGGUCUACGUGGCAGCGGCGCUGCGUGUGAAGACCAGCCUCCACCGGUGCUGUCAUUUCCUGGCACGUUUCUUCCUCAGCAGCGCCCGGCAAGUGCUCCUGUCCCACAGCGGGACGGUCCCUCCCGCUCUCCAGUGGCUGUGCCACCCGGUCGGGCACCGUUUCUUUGUGGACGGCGACUGGGCUGUGAAGAGUUGUCCUCGGGAGAGCAUCUACAGCUCCACCAGCAACCCAGCGGACCCUCUGGCUCAGGUGACUCAACUUUUCCGGGAACAUCUGCUGGAGAAGGCCCUGCUCUGCGUCUCUCGGCUGGAGAGUCAGACGCCCGUCAGCCACGACGAGGGGGAGUUCUCCGACGCGUUGGAAUACCUCCACUUCCUCAACAGCUGCGCGGACGCUGUUCCCAGCCCGAUGCCCUCCAUCAGUACCAACAUGGAUGGUGCCACAGGCACGGACCCGGUGGCUCACUGGUGGGCAUCCGUGGUUACCAUGGUGAUCCACGGCCUGCAAGGGGACGACGAGGCGGUGGAACGCCUGUACCCUCUGGUGGAGUCGAUGCCCAGAUCUCUUCAGGCGCUGGAGAACCCUCUUCCCUGGGCUGCGCUCCACACCUUCAAGGCCACACGGACGCUCUUGGGCAAGCUGGAUUCCUGCUUGGGCCAGUGCGACAAAGCCGGGGACUACCUGCGCGACAGUUUGGGAGGGAACGCCUCCGCCAGCGCCCUCGACCGAGCCAUCCAGUUCCUCUUGUGCGACCUUCUCCUCAUCACUCGCACCCGGCUCUGGCAGCAACAGAUGCAGGCCUCUCAGCCCCACGGCACCCCCUACCAAGCCUCCGCCCUGGAGCUGCGGGGCUUCCAGCAGGAGCUCAGCAGCCUCCGCCGCCUGGCUCAAGCGGACAAACCCGCCAUGCACAGGGUGUUCCUUCACGAGGCGACAGCCCGGCUGAUGGCCCGUGCCAGCCCCACGAGAACUCACCAGCUUCUGGACCGGAGUCUGCGCAGACGAGGCGGUCCCAGUCUUCUCAAAGGAGCCCGCGAACCAGAGAGCCGCCCGACGGCGCGGGAGCAGGCCGAGGCGCUGCUGCUCGCCUGCUCGUACCUGCCCCCCGCCUUCCUCCUGGGACCAGCCCAGAGGGUGGGCAUGCUAGCCGAGGCAGCCCACUCGCUGGAGAAGCUCGGCGACAAACGGACCCUCCACGAGUGCCAGCAGAUGAUCAUCCGGUUGAGCAGCGGCUCGACCGUCACCUCCAGCUAAGGGAGCAAGGACCGAGGACUGGCACGGGGUGGGGCGGGAGCUGGGGGCGAGCUUCGCGGAGCACUGUUUCGUGGGGAUGUUCACAG